This is a messenger RNA of Mixia osmundae IAM 14324, 882 nucleotides long. RefSeq lists its product as uncharacterized. The coding region runs from base 1 to 882 and encodes 293 amino acids. Gene Ontology annotation, molecular function: palmitoyl-(protein) hydrolase activity; carboxylic ester hydrolase activity. Gene Ontology annotation, cellular component: cytoplasm. Gene Ontology annotation, biological process: protein depalmitoylation. The record is from RefSeq and is a predicted model, not a curated record. Lineage: Eukaryota; Fungi; Basidiomycota; Mixiomycetes; Mixiales; Mixiaceae. The transcript has a single exon.
AUGGCGGAGCGAGGACGCUCACAGCUCAUCAAACCUCUGCUAGCUGUGUCGAGCAUGAGAAGCUCGCGCCCUGGUCUCCACAUGGACAGCAAGUCGAAGCGUCCCAUAGGUGCAACACAGAGGCCUCUUUCCUCCUUGCUUCGUGUGCAAAGGAAGCCCUCGACGCCAGAAGACCUCAGCGUCUCCCGAGCGCGUGCAAAGCUGUGGCUACUGACGUCUGUCAUCUCGGCCGUCGUAUUGCUCCACGUCCUCGCCGGUGUGCGAGUCUCCCCAGGCAGCGGCCUUGCAAGCUUGACGUCUGAUGAGCGCCAGUUGACAAUUUAUGGCGAACCAAAGCCGGGUCGAACUAUUUUAGAUAACAUACUUGCGACUUAUAACUUAUUAUUCACCAACAAACCUGUCGUUGUAGAGCCCACCACGAAGCAUACAGCGUCGGUCAUCUUCUGUCAUGGUGUCACUAACACCGCGGCGAUGUGGCAAUUCGCGGCUCAGGAGCUAGCGCCUUAUCUGCCUCACGUCAGAUGGGUGCUGCCGAACGCGCCAAGAGCUCCCCUGACCAUGCUCAACGGGACCAUCAGUUACAGCUGGUUCGACAUUGCCGCAAAGGGUGAAGCAGCAGGCGAAUGGCCCAUUCCAGAAGAUGAAGCUGGCAUGAUGAAGGCCGCUGCGACUAUAGACAAUCUCAUCGCAGCAGAGGUGCGAAGGGGCGUUCCUGCGUCUCGCGUCGUCGUUGCCGGCUUCUCUCAGGGCGCUAUACUGACACUCCUCGUCGGCUUGACGAAUCCGAGGCCACUUGCUGGUAUGAUUUCACUAGGCGGCUAUCUGCCAAUGAAGCAAAGCAUGCAUUCUGUAGGCUCAGUCUUGCCUACCGGGCGCGGCUGA